This is a messenger RNA of Marasmius oreades (fairy-ring Marasmius), 1404 nucleotides long. RefSeq lists its product as uncharacterized. The transcript has 8 exons. The record is from RefSeq and is a predicted model, not a curated record. The coding region runs from base 65 to 847 and encodes 260 amino acids. Lineage: Eukaryota; Fungi; Basidiomycota; Agaricomycetes; Agaricales; Marasmiaceae.
GACGUGCCUCGUGUGUCCUUUCCCUACGCUGUCACUUCACCUUGGUCGGAUUUCGAAGUUUGACAUGUCGACGUUGCUGAAAGUCCUCAAAGCUCUGGUGAAUAUUUUUUGCGGCCUCAAGCAGGAGCCAGAACGACCUCCACUAUCGUCAUGGCAAAGUCCCCUCCCGCAAACCCACGACCAGCACCAACCAUACCCUCAGCAACACCAGCAACCGCCGCAAUGGCAGCAGUCACCAUCUCAUGGCAAUCUUUCUAAACCUCAUUCACCUCCUCAUCACGGUGGCAUUGACCAGAAUCAGAUUAACCAGGCUAACCCUUACUACAUCGAUUUAAGGAAACGUGCCAAUGAAGACGGAGACCAGAUGGCGAAAUGUUUUCAAGAAAGCCGUGCGGCCUAUGCUCGAGGAGAUGGAGCAGCGGCAAAGCGGCUGUCUGAUGAAGCAAAAGAACAUCAGAGGAGAAUGGAGUCUUUGAACAAAGAAGCCAGUCAAUAUAUCUACAUCGAGAACAACAAGGACAGUAAACCUGGAGAGAUCGACUUACAUGGCCUACAUGUCAAGGAAGCGAUAUUUCAUACAGACCAAGCUUUGGAGGAAGCAAAGCGACGUGGUGAAACCACAUUACGUCUCAUAGUCGGUAAAGGUCUACAUUCCACUGGUGGUGUCACAAAAAUCAAACCCGCAAUAGAAGAGCUGAUGCAAAAGCAUCAGCUCGUAGCCGAACUAGACGAUAAUAAUGCGGGGGUUCUGGUCGUUCAUUUGAAUUCGGGUCGAGACAGAGGAGUAGGACCUGAUGAAAUUGCCCAUCGUUUGGACUGCGAUGACGAGAGAUGUACAGUUAUGUGAAUGGUUCAAUACUCAAUAAUGUCAGGAGGGCCCCCAACCGGAGCCACAAGAUGAGCAACCUUUUUCGAAGCUCCGAGUCUGUAACCCCUAGAUCUCUUUGCAGUGUGGCUGAUUACCGGGGUGUAGAAAGAUUUAAAGAGGUGGGAAGCGAAGCUUUUCCUUUCGCCUCUCCCCUCGUCGUUUCUGUUCCACGGGAGAUGCAUCCUUCCUCUCAGCUGUCGUUUCUCCCGCUUUUAGGUGUCGCACUAUGCAUCGCGGCCGGUGACGCUCCGUUCAGUGCUUCUUGCAGACAGUCAAAUAAUCGCUUACAAGUGGGGACGUAUCAGUUUUAUUCGGACUGCGAUUUCCAAACUUACUGUGCCGCGAACUCGACAUGUGCCUAUAGAGGAUGCAGGUCCGAUGACUUUCCUUUCGGUUACCCGCAGGACUCAAACACUAUCCCACCGAAAUGUCCUCGAGGACAGUUCUGUCCGGAUGAAAUGGAUCACUGCCAGAAUCUCAUUCCAGUUGGUGGUGCGUGCCAGUUGAACCGUGACGAUCAGUGCGAAGCACCUCCC